AUGGUUGGAGAUCGAGUCCUCAUCCCAGAUUGUCCUGAUAAUUGCUUGCUUGAUGUGAAACCGGAAAUCAUACCCGCAUUGAGUGUUUAUGGACAGGGUGAGGAUCUUGGGAAUUUGGGAGGUUGUCAGUCCGAGUUUGUUCGUGUCCCCGUCGCAGACAAAUCCAUGAUCAUACUGGGCGAAGAGCAUGAUCACAUAGAAGAUAAAGAUUUCCUAGUCCUCACCGAUAUUUUCCCUGCGGCCUGGAUCGGAGUUACCUGGUCCGACUUUGAGGCAGGAAAUAUGUCGUCGGUCACGUCGAGGAGCGGCUCGAAGCCGCAGCGUGAACCAUCGGCACAAAUGCUUGCCCGGGAACUGGACGGUGUCCAACGCACCGUGGAUUUUGUUGAAGAGGAAUGUCUAAAUGGCAAACUGAAGCACGAACAGUCAUUUGUAGUCGCACAGGCGAUCAAAUGUACAAGUGUGGGUGGUGGUGUCGGGGUGAUUGGAGUACAUUUCGCUUUGCCGACUUCCAAUGGAGUGAAGCGAGGAAAUACCAUUUCGCCCACAAUGGAUUUUCCCAUGACUUUUUUCUGGGAGAAGAACUUAACCCUGCGCGGGGGUACAGUGGAUAGCAAGUUAUUAGUUGAGCCAUUGUUAGAACUUGUGAAAAAUGGCGGAGCUAAGCCUGGCUUUGUUUUCUCUUCCACAAUUGAUAUUGAACAGGCGUCUACGGCAUACCGCCGAUUUGAUGAUAAGUUGGAGACUAAGGUUAUGAUCAAGUUCCCUCGCGAUGGAAAAGAAAAUGGUCAUGUUGCGCCGGAGACUUCGGAGAAUGGGGGGCUGGAAAAGGGCGCGAAUUUACACGGUGGCCAAUGGCGUGGCAAGACCAAGCGGCGUUCGACCUCUUUACAAGCUGCUCAUAAACGAGCGAAUAAUUAG
This is a messenger RNA of Penicillium cosmopolitanum, 921 nucleotides long. RefSeq lists its product as uncharacterized. The transcript is spliced from 4 exons. Lineage: Eukaryota; Fungi; Ascomycota; Eurotiomycetes; Eurotiales; Aspergillaceae. The record is from RefSeq and is a predicted model, not a curated record. Bases 1 to 921 code for a protein of 306 amino acids.